Molecule: messenger RNA, 930 nt
Organism: Cylicocyclus nassatus
Lineage: Eukaryota; Metazoa; Nematoda; Chromadorea; Rhabditida; Strongylidae
Source: the annotation of a GenBank genome assembly
AUGGGUGAAUUAGACUCGAGCCUACGUCAACUAAACUGGCUCAUCGCAAAAGGAGGAGAAGGUAUCAAUGAGCCGAUUCCUGCCAAACCAGCCGCCAAAAACUCACCACGGGUCCGUGACGAUGACAAGCCUCCGUUCUCGUAUACGCAACUUAUCCGAAUGGCCAUUGAGAACUCACCGGGUCAAAGGUGCUCAUUGAGUGGGAUAUACUCUUAUAUAGCAGAUAAUUUCAAGUACUUCAGAGAAAAUCGAAAUCCAAGCUGGAAGAACUCGGUGCGACAUAAUUUAUCAUUGAACAAGCAGUUUCGACGAUUGGAUAGAAAAGAAGGCGAGAAAGGUUCAUUAUGGGUUUGCGUCGAUGCACCUGAGAAACGACCACGUUCACUGGAAGGUUCACCUCCUAGAAUAAAUCCUGCAAUAGAGCGACUGUAUAUGGAAGGCCGGCUAGCUGACAUAGCAAUAGUUCCAUCGAGCAAACCUGUAGCCAGUAAAUCUGUUAAUGAAUCGCAGUGUGGGCUGGAAAAUAAUAACAAGCAAGAACGUAUAUCUAUGACUGAAGAUGCGCAUCUGGAGGCUGACGAAGACUUGUCGGAAUUGUCGUUGUUUGCCUCGCAAGAUCUUUCAGCCUCUUUUAAAGCAGUUUAUGAUCAGAUAUUCCAGAAUGAUGGGGGAUGUGAUAGGAACAGAACCGAGGAACAAAUAGACUGGCUGAAGAUUGGCAUGGAAACUGCUGGGAUAGAUUACACUAGUGAAGAAGACAUACGUAAUAUGGAUACGGACAAAUUUAAUGACUACAUGACCACUAUGUUCCCCUACUGCACGUCAUUUCGUGCACAUGAUGUAAACCACGGGUAUCAGACAAUGGCUACACUAAAUCCCGAGCUGGAAGAAGAGUCUGAGGACGAAUUUGAUUGGAGUACCAUUACAUGA